This is a messenger RNA of Pichia kudriavzevii, 861 nucleotides long. RefSeq lists its product as uncharacterized. The transcript has a single exon. The coding region runs from base 1 to 861 and encodes 286 amino acids. NCBI's taxonomy places the organism in Eukaryota, Fungi, Ascomycota, Pichiomycetes, Pichiales, Pichiaceae. The record is from RefSeq and is a predicted model, not a curated record.
AUGUCUAAGAUACUGAUCAACAAGAGCUUUAGAUGCUACACUGUUACUCCGCUAUCCAUCGAACCGAACAAAAUAAUUGAUGAGUUGUGCAGUGAGUUUUCGCCAACAUCAACACGUCUUCUAACCAGAUUAGCGGAGGCCAUUAUUGAAAGUGGACUAUACAUGGGUACCCGAACAACAAGUGGAUCUGGACUUAUACCAGCCCAUUCGAAACUUUACGAAGGCGGGAGGAGCACUGCCGAUCCACCAAACUUAGCUACUGUUAGAAGUAUGCUUGAAGUCAAGGUGAAAAUUGACGAGUUCCAGGAGAGUGUUGAAGUUAAUGAUGGUGAGUUAAGGACAGGGCACUAUCGGUUCCAUCUACCCUUAAUACUUCGUCCACAGAUAGCUGUGCUAGUGCAGAGCAGGGAGAAGCUGAUGUUUAUGUUUCAUGGGCAUCCUAUAUUUAUACCGGUUUUUCUGAAAUGCAUGCAAGACAUGGAUUGUGCAACCAGUAAGAUUGAAAUAACGGGUGAACAGAUAUAUAGAGCUCUUGACUGGUCUCUGGAGGCGGACCAGGUUGAUUCUAUUGGAGAUGUGAAACUCGGGUAUGCUACCGGGACCACGGGGAUGGUUUUCAAAACAAAAGAUAUUCGAAAGUUGAAAAGUGUAGAUGAAUAUAGAGAUAUUAUACAAAGAGAGACGGCGAUUGAUGUGGGGAAACUGGCCGUUUCUUCGAUGGAAUGCCAAAGUUAUUCCCUGUGGAAGGAUGGGAAGGUUCUAUUUACAGAUUCCAUGUCACAUUUAGGACAUUCUCGGAAGGAAGAAAAGGGAGACAAGAGGUUGAGCGUAUGGUACAUAAUCCGUCUAUUGACCCUGUAG